CCAAGUUCCAGCUCUAUUUGUCAUCAUAUACGAGGGAACCAACUUGCAUGUGAUAUAAUAUUAAGAACUCUGAAUUGAACUGAAGUACCUAAAGUUGAUCUCAGUUGAAUUCAAGACCUUAGAGUUUAAUAAUUAGGUGACUUUGAAUUCGAGGGAAUCAAGAACUUCAGAAGUACUGUGGAAUUUCAAGAUUUCUAAACUUUAAGUAGAAGAGAAGAAGCGAAAACAUGACUGAGAACUCAAGUGUCCCAAAAAGGAAGGACGAUGCCCUGCUGAACUCCUUCAAAACGCAGCUAAAGGAUGACGUUCAGAGCAUAUUGCUAAACUUUGAGGAGCUCCUUAGAAUGGUUUCCGUAAGGACUAAGGGCCAAAUCACUGAUUGGACCCAGCAAGAGAUGCAUGCUCUUGAAAUGCAGGUGCGUGCUGGCAAUUUACUUCGCGCAGGAGAAGCUCUAAUAAAGCUAGUCAAUGACAUCAAGGAGUACCAGAUUAUCUACGAUUUCUCGGCCAUCGAAGAGGAAAUGAAGAGACACUCGGAAUUGCUAAGUGUCAAGCAAGUGGAGUAUGACGCAAAAAUAUCCGACAUUGUUAAGGAUUUGGCCGACGAGCUGACCGAAUUCGAGGAGGAGUACUACGGGAACAGCAGUGGAUAUUACUAGCAGCGGAACCUAUCCCAUUAAACUCUUUUUUAACUGGAAAUUAUGCAAUCAGGACAAGUGCAUAAACAUUCCUUUCUUAAGGAAAAACAAUUGUUAACAAUACACUCAAUAAAUGAAC
Messenger RNA from Drosophila teissieri, 777 nucleotides. Its product is annotated as mediator of RNA polymerase II transcription subunit 22. NCBI's taxonomy places the organism in Eukaryota, Metazoa, Arthropoda, Insecta, Diptera, Drosophilidae. The transcript has 2 exons. Gene Ontology annotation, cellular component: mediator complex. Gene Ontology annotation, biological process: regulation of transcription by RNA polymerase II. The record is from RefSeq and is a predicted model, not a curated record. Bases 228 to 659 code for a protein of 143 amino acids. Gene Ontology annotation, molecular function: transcription coregulator activity.